AUGAAGCUUUGGGGCUUCUUAGUACCGGCUCUAGCUGGUCUAGCCGCCGCUGCAGAGUCAGAGAUCGAGGCCUACAUCCUACGAUCGCAACAAGCCGGAUCCGCAUCCUCGAUAUCGUCGUCUGCCGCUCAGACGAUCCUGCAACAGCGUGUAGGCUAUGCAAAGCAGCUGCCGGAGGAUAUCUCAGAGGAGGACAUUCAUCAAAUUGCACAAUAUGGCAUCAAGUCAUCGCAGCAUCUGUUCUCAGAUGCACCUGCCGAUGACCUGAGCUCCCUCGUUGUAGUCAUCAAGAACGCCGACGACGCCCAUGUGGCGGGAUUAAAGAAGGCCAUCUCGAGCUACGGCCCAUCAUUCACAGCACCUGGUCUUGAUAAGCUUCCAUCGAGCUAUUUGCCCAAGGUAUCGAAACAGUGUUCGCUCGAGGACACCAUCGCCCUCAAGAGCGGCUGCUGGCGUGGCAAGUCUGCCUACCUCGAAUACGACGCGGCCAAGGACAGCAAGGCUCUGAAGUCGCUCGCCUCUAGCAUCGGCAAGCUUCAGGGCAACACCUUGGAGACGGUCGUUGUCACUGUGCCCACGAGCAGCACUCCGAGCGAGCUCCGCCGGCGUCAACAGUCCGAGGCCGUCCUCAACAAGGAGUUCAAGAUCCAGACGACCUCGAGCGAGUCCGAAUCGGCAGCGACCAAGAAUGACGACCAAUCAUUCAACCCUCACCCCUUUGUCGCCAAGGUUGGCGCCAUUCCUGCCUGUUUCACCUCCAAGAACUCAUGCGAGACUGCUACCGCCAACUGCAGCGGUCACGGAAUCUGCCUCAACAAGUUCAAGUCUGACGCUGACUCGUCAUGCUACGCUUGCCACUGCCAGAAGACUCGUGAGAAGAAGGGGAGCGACAGUAUCUGGUACUGGGGUGGCGCUGCCUGCCAGAAGCAGGAUGUCAGCGUUCCCUUCUGGAUGUUUGUUGGCUUCACUAUUUUCAUGGUUGGAGCUGUUGCCUUCAGCAUCAGUCUCCUGUUCAAUGUCGGUGAGGAGAAGCUGCCCGGUGUCAUUGGCGCAGGUGUCUCUAGGGGCUCGAAAUAA
Molecule: messenger RNA, 1077 nt
Organism: Pestalotiopsis fici W106-1
Lineage: Eukaryota; Fungi; Ascomycota; Sordariomycetes; Amphisphaeriales; Sporocadaceae
Exons: 1
Coding region: 1-1077 (358 amino acids)
Cellular component (GO): endoplasmic reticulum
Source: RefSeq, a predicted model, not a curated record